AACAAGCUCCAGAGCCACUUGGAGCCUCUGAAGAAGAAGUUGGACACAAUAAUGAAGCAAAAAUCCCACGAGGAGGAGAAAAUCACAGAGUUGAGGAACAAGCUCCAGAGCCACUUGGAGCCCCUGAAGAAGAAGUUGGACACAAUAAUGAAGCAAAAAUCCCACGAGGAGGAGAAAAUCACAGAGUUGAGGGACAAGAUGAAGCUGGAGAUGAAGGAGCUGGAGUCAGACUUUGAGCUGCUCCACCAGUUCCUGAUUGGGGAGCAGGUUCUGCUGCUGCACCAGCUGGAGGAACGUUAUGAGACCCUCCUGGCCAGGCAGGGCAGCAACGUCAGGCAGCUGGAGGCCCAGGGAGCUGCCCUGGGGAGAUCUGGAGGGGCUGACGUCACCCUGGACCCGGCCACCGCCCACCCCCGCCUCAGCCUCUCCCUGGACCGGCGCAGCGUGAGGCUCUCGGAGCGGCGCCCGGAGCCGCCGGAAAACCCCAAACGCGGCGACCUCGGGGGCGAUUAUUGCGUCCUGGGGGCCGAAGGUUUCACUUCCGGCCGCCAUUACUGGGAGGUGGAAGUGGGAGGGAAGAGAGGUUGGGCCGUUGGGGCAGCCCGAGAAACGGGGAGGGGGAAGAAGGAGAAGAGCCCGGGGCCUCCAGAGAAGAGGGAGGUUUGGUGCGUUGGGACCAACGGGAAGAAGUACCAAGCGGUGACGGCGACGGAGCAAACGGCCUUGACCCCCAACGAGAGGCCCCGGCGUUUUGGGGUCUACCUGGACUAUGAGAGGGGCCAACUGGGCUUCUACAACGCCGAGAGCAUGAGCCACAUCCACACCUUCAACGCCUCCUUCCACGAGAGGAUCUUCCCCUUCUUCAGGAUCUUGGCCAAGGGGACGCGCAUCAAGAUCUGCACCUGA
This is a messenger RNA of Chaetura pelagica (chimney swift), 906 nucleotides long. Its product is annotated as E3 ubiquitin-protein ligase TRIM41-like. The transcript has 5 exons. The annotation marks the transcript as partial. Gene Ontology annotation, molecular function: protein binding. Lineage: Eukaryota; Metazoa; Chordata; Aves; Apodiformes; Apodidae. The record is from RefSeq and is a predicted model, not a curated record.